GUCGCGGUUCGAGUAGAAAAUCGUGUUAGCUUACGGUCUAUGUAAAAAUAUAUGUAUGUAGCCAAACACAAAUUGUGAUAAGUGAUUAUUUCCUGAUAAGCUGCUUUUUAAACGUAUUGUGUUGUUGCCAAAUUCUUUGAUUACAAGUUGGAUUGUUGCUAUAUAUGUAAUAUUAUAAUAGAAUAUUGUAAGAUAUGAAGAAUUCUAGUACCAAGAACAAAUAGAUUAGAGAACUGCUGAUUAAAUCAUUCAUUAUCAAUAUAGCGGAGAGGUCAAGGGCUACAUCAAGAAAACUAAACACAAGAUAGUGGGGAUAACUCUAAUUACUUUUCAACAGAUAUUUCUAAAUAACCAAAAAUUUAACCGUUUAGAAAUGUGAACAGUGUUUGUGAGUGUGGAUAGUUGUAAAAAUGUUCGGUUUCACAAAUUCUUAUUCUAUCUUGUACCUACUGUUUACCAUUUCGCUGGGACUUUGCUAUGGAUUUGUGCUACUGUCCUCUGCAGCGGGUGAUUUUAAUGAAGUUAACGUUUUCGAAAAAGGCGUUUCUUUCAAAUACAAGCUACAAAGUACCGUAUUGUUAAAUGAGAAGGGCCUUCGUGGGAAAAGUGUGGGAUUUUUCAUCGAUGGAGAACUUACUGUAGACUCGGUAUGGGAAAAUGGAGAUCACAAGCUGUUACGAAUGGAGUUGAAAUCUCCUAAACUUCAUAUUCGCUCGAGAAAGGCUCCUGCUCCAGAUGGAUUCAUUCCUCAUUCCUCCAAAUUGGACAGUAUCGAAAACAAACCGUUUUUGAUAGAUUGGAACAAGGGAAAAAUCAGUAAAAUCUUCCUGUCAAAAAGUGAGCCAGUUUCAUUAAAAAACGUUAAAAAAGGCAUAGCAAGUUUAUUCCAGUUUCAGCUUCUCGACGGAGACUUGACCGAAGUAGAUUCUUCGGGAACAUGCACAACAUCUUACUCUUCUUCCUCUCCAAGUAAAUUUUCAAAGAUUAAAACUAACUGCAAAUCUGAUGACUUACCAUAUACACAAAAUAAACAUAACAUGUUAGGAGUGGAAGUAGAAUCAAGUCGAAUCACAGAAUACGAAUUAGGUUCAAAUGCCUUUGAAAUAAAAUCUAUAACGUCUAAAGACAGUCACAUUGCUUAUUUGGCAGCUAGAGAAGAAAUGGGCAACCACAUUGAAUCAGAACAGACUAUAACUUUAACAGAUACAAGUACAUCAAAAUCCUUUGAAGGGAUCAACAUUGAAGAAGUUGUUGAAAAAAUAGGCAAAACGUCUGGUAUUAGCUUUAAUCAAGAAACCUUAUUGACCGAAAAGGAACCAGUUACAUCUGAGGAGAUCAUAAGUUUUACCAAAACAAUUGAGAACCUCAGGAAUCAAUUAAAAAAUGAGAAUAUCGGAACUCUAAAACAGGCCAAAGCUCACAUUGAAGCAGUUAAUGCUGGAAGAUUAGCGAAAAAGGAAGACAUUUUGAAAGCUCUUUCAUCGAAAAAGAAUAAAAAUAUACUGUCUCAGCUCUAUGACAUCUUAGGUUACGUACAAACUCAAGAUUCACACGAAGCUGUAAUGAAGAACCUACAUUUCGAUAAUGAAAAUCAGAUAGAUUUUAGUGAACGAUACCUGUGGGCCCUGUCAUUUUCGCCGCAACCUAAUCCAGAUAUUAUUAAAGAUAUCUUGAAAAAGUAUACAAAAACUGUUAACAUUCCAGAAAAAGUUAAGGAAACGAUGAUAUUGACAAUAGCGUCGAUGACUCACAAAUUGACUAAAGCCUCAACUAAUGACAUUAGAUUUAGUUUAGUUCGAGAUGUAGAAGAAACAAUACUCAACGACUUAGACUAUGCCAAAGACGAAGACAAAUUUAAAUACUUUAGGGCUCUAAAGAAUUUAAAAUCCCAAUCAACAAUUCCAACACUAUUAAAAUAUAUUAAAAGUGGAACCCAAAAAGAAGGUGUCCUUGCUUGGAAUGCCAUCAAAUCAUUCGGUUCGUCUUUUUGGAAUGAAGAAGUUUUAAAAUCAGCGGACAAAUCAUUUUUCCAACUGGACAGAAAGUACGAUUCUAGUUCUAGAACUAUAGCAGGCGAUAUUCUUCUAGAAUCUCAACCAAGCGAUGAAGUACUUACGAACUUGUUAAAUUUCUUAACCACCAAUGAUACAGCUUAUGAAGUUAAACAAUACAUCUACCAAAGGAUAAAAAUGAUUUCGGAAUCUGACAAAUCUUUUAAAUCUAGAGUUGAACAAAUAAUUAAAAGCAAUAAAUAUUUAAAUAACUAUUCUGGGUUAUCUCCAAGAGGCUUGUCGACUGCUUUGAGCCGAAAGUUCUUAACGCAUCCUUCAGUUAAUGGGAGUCUGGUGACUUUGCAGGAAAUGAAGUCUGGUAUUGCUAAAAGGGGUACUAUUGAUAUAGUUCUCCAAAAAGGUGAUAUUUCUGAUGAACUGUUCAGCUUGGGAAUAUUCUCCGGAGGUCUUAGCAGCUUCAUAUCUAGCGACAAUGAAGGUGAAGAAACUGAAGAGGAAAGUGCUACUGCCGGAAUUGAAUUGACUGUUUUAGAUACUCAAAUUAGACCAUUUGUAUUCUUUAGUGGUCAAGGUGAACUUAUGGGACAUGUCUGGUCGGGUACAGCUUCAGAUAAAACUCCUGCAUUCCAGGUUUUAGCUUUACUACAUGACCAUUUAGAAUAUAUACGACUAGGAUCUGGGUAUAUUGCUGCGAUUAACUUUAAAGGGUCCACAUCUUUUGACUUAUCAGGCAAAAUAGAAAUAUCUCUUUGGAAUAGAAAUGCGGAAUCGUUGGUACAGAAAUCAGCAGGAGUAAUUAUACUGGGCUCAAGCACUAUUGAUACCGUAUUUGUGAAAUCCCAAGCUGAAUUUACAGCUUCGAUAGAAUACAGGUUGGAUCUGCAGACCGAUAUAGAUUUCUCGUCAGGUGCCCAAUUAUGUAUGAGACUGACUCAACCAGACACGUUAUUUAGGCACAAUAUUCACAAAGUGGAAAGGAUUCCAGGAAGUAAACACAAGAUGAGGAUAUCUAGAUACCAAAAAUAUGUCGUUCCCGGCACAACAUAUGCACUAAACAAGAAAAAUACUGAAAUGUGUAACGCAAUAUUUAGCUGACGAAACUAAUUUUGAAUUCUUUCAUGAAUAUAUGAACCAAUUAUAAGAGCUGUGGUGUAAAAAGACUUUAGUUUUUAAAAUCUGAUCUAAAAAGACCAUGUAAAUAUUUUAUAUUAUAUAAAUGAAGAUUUAAA
Diabrotica balteata is the source of this 3241-nucleotide messenger RNA. The record is from the annotation of a GenBank genome assembly. NCBI's taxonomy places the organism in Eukaryota, Metazoa, Arthropoda, Insecta, Coleoptera, Chrysomelidae.